AAAAAAGCAGCUUUCAACAAACGUCUGUCCACAAACCUGGAAAACACCGGAAAGAAAGGCCACAGAUCGACGGCAGGACGACGGAGAAGAGAGGAAGAAAAGUGAGACUAAAAUAACAAAACAACGACCCCCAGGUCGACAGAGGACCAUGUUUGUCCCCCUGCCGGUCCCCUUCGUCUUUCAGAGAACAGCGUCCGACUUCAGCGCCUGGAGACUCAAGUCCUCGCUGGCUCCGCGGUCCAGCCCCGAUAUCAGGAUGUCUAAAGAGGAGAAGCCUGGGGCUGACUAUCCAGGGGACAGUUCAGACUCAGACAGAAACAGCCCGGAUGAUCAGGUCCAGACAAUGAAAAGCAGCCCCUUCAGCCUCUCUCCCACACCAGCUGGCAGCAAGGUAAAGAGUGAAGAGAGCUCCGAGCUGACACACAGCGCCGUCCCUCCUCCUGCGCCUCCCUCCCAGCAACAGCAACAGGCCCAACAUCACCACACGCAGCUGAUGCUGGCAGGCAGUCAGCUGGCAGGGCUUGCCGCUCUCCUCCCGGCCCAGCAGCAGCUGCUCCUCCAACAGGCUCAGGCUCAGCUUUUGGCGGCGGCGGUUCAGCAGUCGAACGCCGCCCAUGCCGCCCACGCCGCUCACGCCGCCGCGCAGCAACAGGCCAACCAGCAACAUCAGCAGCAGCAGCAGCAGCAGCAAAGCCAACCAACCAAACAGGAGCAAGCAGUCCAAGCCCCGCCUCCCCCGCCGCAGCUGGCCCUAUCACAGCCCAUCCAGCUCACCGCACAGGACAUCCAGCAGCUGCUGCAGCUCCAGCAGCUGGUCCUGAUGCCGGGUCACCCUCUGCAGUCUCCGGCCCAGUUCCUGCUCUCCCAGCCCGCUCAGGCGCAGCAGCAGCAGCCCGGUUUGCUCUCGACACCAAAUCUGAUCCAGCUACCUCAGCAAAGUCCGGGCGGACUGCUGACGAGCCCGCCGCGCCUCGGACUCCAAGCACAGAGGGAGAAGAGCAGCGAUGUUGGGAGCAGCGGCGGCGGAUCUGCGGUAGUGGCGCCCGGAGGCAGCGGCGUCGGCGUGGUCUCAUCCGGAGGAGCCGCCUCCUCGUCCAGCAGCGCCAUGGCUUCCUCCAUCACCUCCGGCCUGACCGCCGGGGGUCACGGGGGUCACAUGGGGGAGGAGCCCAGCGACCUGGAGGAGCUGGAGCAGUUCGCCCGAACCUUCAAGCAGCGACGCAUCAAACUGGGAUUCACUCAGGGCGAUGUGGGCGUGGCCAUGGGGAAGCUCUACGGCAACGACUUCAGCCAGACGACCAUCUCCCGCUUCGAGGCGCUCAACCUGAGCUUCAAGAACAUGUGCAAGCUGAAGCCGCUGCUGGAGAAGUGGCUGAGCGACGCAGAAACGAUGGCGGUGGACAGCAUGCUGCCCAGCCCCUCCUCCAUCUCCUCCCCGCUUCUGGGCAUCGAGGGUCUGCCUGGCCGCCGCAGGAAGAAACGCACCAGCAUCGAGACCAACGUGCGCGUGGUCCUCGAGCGCAACUUCAGCACGAACCAGAAGCCUACCUCGGAGGAGAUCCUGCUGCUGGCGGAGCAGCUCAACAUGGAGAAGGAGGUGAUUCGUGUUUGGUUCUGCAACCGCCGGCAGAAAGAGAAGCGCAUCAACCCCUCCAGCAGCACCACGCCUCCUCUGCCCAGCCAGACCUCGCCUGUCGUGACGCACAAAGCCCCCUGCUACAGCCCGCACAUGUUAUCCAGUCAGGGUCUGUCCCAGGUCACCACCAGCCUCAGCACAACAGGCGCCAGCUCGUCACCGUCGGCGUCCUGCCCCAUGACUCCGGUCAGCUCGGCGGCCAUCUCCUCUUCUGUGACCCCGCCUCCUCAUAGCACAGCCAGCCCGGCUCCUCCCGGCCUCGGGACCCCCGGGCUCAACACUGGGAACACAAUGAUGGGAGUAAGCACAGGGAUGAACCAGGCCCUCAUUGGGAGCAAUCCCCUGGCUACCAUGCAAGCCCUGGCGGCCAGCGGCGGUCAGCUGCCCCUCUCAGGCCUGGAGGGGGGGGCGGGCCACAUGCUCCUGGGGGGACCCGGCGGUCCCGGCGUGCCCGCCUCUCUCCGCCCGUCUCUCUUCCUCAACCGCCCCACCCUCCUGCCCAUGGUGACCGGCUCCAUGGCCGCCGCCUCCUCUCCGGCCAUGGGGCUGGUCAGCAGCAGCAGCGGCGGCGGCGGCGGGGGGGCCGGCGGCCCGAGGCCCCCCUUCUCCCAGUCUCCGCCCGCCGGCACCAGCAACCUCAUGAGCCCCACCUCGUGCCCGGAGGAGUCUCCCUGUUCGAGCCCCGCCUCUUUCUGUUCCUUCAGCGAAGCCUCGCCGCCGCCUCUGGGAGGGGCCAUGGCCGAGUGACCCCCCCACCACUGACCACCAAAGCAUCCCAUCAGAGGAGGACGAGGAGGAGGAAGAGGAGGGAGAAGCGUUCAAGGAGCUUUAAGAAUCUAAAUUUACAACCUCGCCUUUCAACCAAAGCCAUCUCUCUGUCUGAUCCAUCUCUCUGCGUCUCCCCUCCGAAGUCUUCUGAAGCCAAAAAUACACACAUGGACGAGGGGAGGGGGCAGGAAGAGAGGCGGGAUGGAGAGGAUAGAGAGAAAUGCAGAACGGAGGAGGGGAAUCUGAAACCAAAUAAUGAUCUGCGUCUGGAGACGGGGCACCGAGGAGUGUCUCACCGUGCUUUUUUAACGGCUGGAGAAGAAAAAGACCAAGUGAGCGAGGGCGGGGAUGAGAACUGAGAACUGUGUGUGAGAAACGGGAGGCAAAGAGAAAACAAAAAGACUUGUUCAGCAAGCACCGGAGGGCCGUGUGGUCGU
This is a messenger RNA of Salarias fasciatus (jewelled blenny), 2841 nucleotides long. RefSeq names its product POU class 2 homeobox 2a (gene pou2f2a). Gene Ontology annotation, molecular function: DNA-binding transcription factor activity, RNA polymerase II-specific; RNA polymerase II cis-regulatory region sequence-specific DNA binding. Gene Ontology annotation, cellular component: nucleus. Gene Ontology annotation, biological process: regulation of transcription by RNA polymerase II. Lineage: Eukaryota; Metazoa; Chordata; Actinopteri; Blenniiformes; Blenniidae. The transcript has 17 exons. The record is from RefSeq and is a predicted model, not a curated record. Bases 149 to 2383 code for a protein of 744 amino acids.